AUGCAUGCCGAAAAGAUCACUGCUGCUUAUCACACUAAAAGAGGCGAAUUCUCUGACGUCUCAGACCAUGAUGGAGAAUCUAUUCAGGGGCCCUCGCGCCACACCCUGCAACGUAAACUCAAGAAUCGUCACAUAUCCAUGAUCAGUAUUGGCGGUGUCAUCGGUACUGGUCUUUUUGUUGGAACUGCAGACUCCUUAGCGAAUGGAGGCCCCGUCGGUCUAUUGCUGGGCUACACGGUCAUGGGCUCCAUUGUCUAUUGCGUCAUGAUCACUUUGGGAGAAAUGGUUGCUUACCUGCCUAUACCUGGUGGUCACAUCAAACUGGCCGAGCGCUUCGUUGACCCUGCGUUCUCUUUUGCUAUGGGUUGGAAUUACUGGUUCAACUGGUCGAUUACUUCCGAGAUUUCUGCCGCUGUAGUAUUGAUAAACUUUUGGACUCACAGUGUCAAUAAUUCAGUAUGGGUCGUCAUGUGUAUUGCCGUCGUUCUCACCAUCAAUAUGUUCGGUGCUAGCGCUUACGGCGAGGCGGAAUUCAUAUUUGCAUCCAUCAAGGUCAUCACAAUCACUAGUCUUAUUAUUCUCGGUAUAGUCAUCGACCUGGGAGGUGGCCCAAACCAUGACCGCAUUGGAUUCCGCUACUGGAAAAAUCCUGGACCAUUCGCUCAGUAUGAUGGCAUCGAAGGUGUCACAGGACGAUUCCUUGGCUGGUGGGCUGUUUUGACGCAGGCUGCUUUCUCGUUCAUUGGAACUGAGAUUGUUGCUAUUGCUGCUGGAGAAGCAAAGAAUCCUCGUCGUACCUUGCCCAAAGCCAUUCGUAGGGUUUACAUCCGUAUAUUGCUUUUCUACGUCGGUGGAACAUUCGUCAUCGGUCUGCUUGUACCAUCAAACAACCCAAAUCUCCAAUUGACCAAUGCAACCGCCGCAAAGUCUCCAUUCGUCAUUGCUAUUGAAACAGCCGGAAUUAAGUCUUUUCCCUCGCUCAUCAAUGCUUGUUUGUUGACUUCUGCAUGGUCUGCCUCAUCUAGUGACUUGUACACUGCGUCUCGUGCGGUUUAUGGUCUUGCAGCCUCAGGAAAUGCUCCCAAGUACUUCCUAAAAACAACACGCAACGGGUUGCCUUACGUUGCUGUCCUCUUCUCCGCCGCUUUCUCCCUUCUUGCUUUCAUGGCUAUAUCCACGGGUGCGGGUUCGGUGUUCAUCUGGCUUACCAACAUGACAGCCAUCGCUGGCCUUUUAACGUGGUUUGGUAUUUCGGUGACGUACCUCCGCUUCUACAAGGGCAUGCAGGUCCAAGGCAUCGACCGUAAGACGCUCCCUUACUACACAAAUCUCCAGCCAUACGCAGCGUGGUGGGGAGCAACUUCAACGGUCGUCAUCUGUCUCCUCAGCGGAUGGAACGUCUUUCUCAAAGGAAAGUGGAACACUGCAACUUUCAUCACCAAUUACAGCGUAUUCAUCGCCUAUCCAAUCAUGUACUAUGGCGCUCGGUUCUACUAUGGUACCAAGCCCGUUGCUGCAAAGGACAUGGACUUCAAGAGCGACAUAGCGGGGAUCGUGGCGGACUCGUAUGAGGAACCCGCGCCAAAGAAUAAGAUGGAAGCGUUCUGGCAAUGGCUGGUGAGCAUUGCUACUCUACUUGACGAUCUUUGA
Suillus bovinus is the source of this 1650-nucleotide messenger RNA. Its product is annotated as amino acid permease. NCBI's taxonomy places the organism in Eukaryota, Fungi, Basidiomycota, Agaricomycetes, Boletales, Suillaceae. Gene Ontology annotation, molecular function: amino acid transmembrane transporter activity. Gene Ontology annotation, cellular component: membrane. The coding region runs from base 1 to 1650 and encodes 549 amino acids. Gene Ontology annotation, biological process: amino acid transmembrane transport. The record is from RefSeq and is a predicted model, not a curated record. The transcript is spliced from 9 exons.